Arabidopsis arenosa is the source of this 1888-nucleotide messenger RNA. The record is from the annotation of a GenBank genome assembly. Lineage: Eukaryota; Viridiplantae; Streptophyta; Magnoliopsida; Brassicales; Brassicaceae.
GGUUUGGUUCGAGAUAGAUUACCAAAGUUUAAUCCGAUUAUGACAAGCUUUUUUGGUUACAGGUUUCUCAUUGUCUUCAAAUAUGAUGAAAAUGGGAGGAAGAGGAGGUGGAGAAGCUAUUUACUCAUCUACAACUUCUUCAGCUGCAACUUCUUCUUCUUCUGUUCCACCACAACUUGUUGUUGGUGACAACACUAGCAACUUUGGUGUUUGCUAUGGAUCUAACUCAGCUGGAGAAAUCUAUUCUCACAUGUCUGUGAUGCCACUCAGAUCUGACGGUUCUCUUUGCUUAAUGGAAGCUCUCAACAGAUCUUCUCACUCAAAUCAUCAUCAAGAUUCAUCUCCAAAGAUGGAGGAUUUUUUUGGGACCCAUCACAACAACACAAGUCACAAAGAAGCCAUGGACCUUAGCUUAGAUAGUUUAUUCUACAACACCACUCAUGAGCCCAACACAACUACAAACUUUCAAGAGUUUUUUAGCUUCCCUCAAACCAGAAACCACCAUCAAGAAGAAACAAGAAAUUACGAGAAUGACCCUAGUUUGACGAAUGGAGGGUCUUUUAAUGUAGGGGUAUAUGGGGAAUUUCAACAGUCACUGAGCUUAUCCAUGAGCCCUGGGUCACAAUCUAGCUGCAUCACUGGCUCUCACCACCACCAACAAAACCAAAACCACCAAACCCAAAACCAAAACCACCACCAAAUCUCUGAAGCUCUUGUGGAGACAAGUGCUGGGUUCGAGACGACGACAAUGGCGGCUGCGAAGAAGAAGAGGGGACAAGAGGAAGUUGUAGUUGUUGGUCAGAAACAGAUUGUUCAUAGAAAAUCCAUCGAUACUUUUGGACAACGAACUUCUCAAUACCGAGGCGUUACAAGACAUAGAUGGACUGGUAGAUAUGAAGCUCAUCUAUGGGACAAUAGUUUCAAGAAGGAAGGUCACAGCAGAAAAGGAAGACAAGUUUAUCUGGGAGGUUAUGAUAUGGAGGAGAAAGCUGCUCGAGCAUAUGAUCUUGCUGCACUCAAGUACUGGGGUCCCUCUACUCACACCAAUUUCUCUGCGGAGAAUUAUCAGAAAGAGAUUGAAGACAUGAAGAACAUGACUAGACAAGAAUAUGUUGCACAUUUGAGAAGGAAGAGCAGCGGUUUCUCUAGGGGUGCUUCCAUCUAUAGAGGAGUCACAAGACAUCACCAGCAUGGAAGGUGGCAAGCACGGAUUGGUAGAGUCGCCGGAAACAAAGAUCUCUACCUCGGAACUUUUGGAACUCAAGAAGAAGCUGCAGAAGCCUAUGAUGUAGCAGCAAUCAAGUUCCGUGGCACAAACGCUGUGACUAACUUUGAUAUCACGAGGUACGAUGUUGAUCGAAUCAUGUCUAGUAACACACUCUUGUCUGGAGAGUUAGCAAGAAGGAACAACAACAGCAUCGUAGUCAGGAAUAAUGAAGACCAAACCGCUCUUAACGCUGUUGUGGAGGGUGGUUCCAACAAAGAAGUCAGUACUCCAGAGAGACUUUUGAGUUUUCCGGCGAUUUUCGCGUUGCCUCAAGUUAAUCAGAAGAUGUUCGGAUCAAAUGUGGUCGGAAAUAUGAGUUCCUGGACUUCAAACCCUACUGCUGAGCUUAAGACCGUUGCUCUUACUAUGCCUCAGAUGCCGGUUUUCGCUGCUUGGGCUGAUUCUUGAUCGACAUCAAUCACUAACUCUGGGUUUCUUGGUUUAGUUGCCAAAUGUUUCGGUUUAUCUCCGGUUUUAUCCGGUUUGAAUUAAAAUUCGGUUUAGUUAAUCGGUAUAAUAGUAUUUGCUUAGGAGCGGUAUAUGUUUCUUUUGAGUAGUAUUCAUGUGAAACAGAAUGAAUCUCUCUUUAACAUAUUAUUUUAAUGAAUCUCCUUUGCUAUU